AUGUUUAAGACACUGGAGACAUUUGACACUGAAUUUUCAGCAGAUUCUGUGGAAUGGUGUCCAAUUAAAGGCUUCAAGGACUUGUUUGUCUGCGGUACUUAUCAAUUAUUUCCUGAAGAAAGUUCCGACAGUUCGGUAACUAAAUCUUCAGGUCAGAAACGAUUGGGAAGAAUUUUUUUAUUCAAAAUUAGGGCGCCAGGAAAAUUGAAGUUACUUCAGCAGCUGGAGGUCCCAGCGGUUUUGGACAUGAAGUGGGCACAUGUGAGGUGUCAAGAUAAAAUUUUACUGGGCGUAGUCAAUUCUCUGGGAUUUUUGCAAGUAUUUAAACUUGAUGAAGAUGAAGGGAAGAUUGAAUUGCUUGUAGAGACUAGUGUGAGUAGCGAGGAUCCAGUGCUGGCAUUGUCCUUGGAUUGGAGCACUGGCAGAGGGACAAAUGGUCUAGAUGUCAAAAUUACCGUGAGCGAUUCAAAGGGCUACGUUUCCCUGUUUUAUUUUGGUCAAAGUAAACUCGAGUGUCUUUCAUCACAAGAAGCUCAUGAGUUCGAAGCCUGGAUCACGGCAUUCGAUUAUUGGAACACUGAUGUCAUUUAUUCUGGAGGAGAUGACUGCAAAUUUAAAAAAUUCGAUUCAAGAGAAGGACUACAAGUAAUUGGAACCAAUAGGAGCCACGAGGCUGGAGUUACGAGUUUGCAUUCCAAUGCGAUGGAAGAAUUUUUUUUAGCCUCUGGAAGUUACGAUGAAACGUUACGACUAUGGGACACCCGGAACUUCCGAAGACCGGUAUCAGAAAUAAAACUCGGAGGAGGAAUCUGGCGUCUGAAAUGGGACCCAUUUGACUGCAGAUAUUUGUUGGCCGCCUGCAUGUACAGCGGGUUUCGUAUCAUUGAUUGCCAGAGGAAAGACGAUCCCCAGGUGAUUGCCGAGUAUCAUGAUCACCAGAGCAUCGCCUACGGUUGCGACUGGUCUUUUUUAACGGGAGAAAAAGUUACCGAAAUUCUGAGUCUGUCAGAAAAUCAGAUGACAGUUCACACGUCACUUGCAGCCACAUGCUCAUUUUAUGAUCACACUCUAAAAUUGUCUUCAAUUAAAUUUGAAAAUUGA
This is a messenger RNA of Microplitis demolitor, 1101 nucleotides long. Its product is annotated as diphthine methyltransferase. NCBI's taxonomy places the organism in Eukaryota, Metazoa, Arthropoda, Insecta, Hymenoptera, Braconidae. Gene Ontology annotation, molecular function: protein binding. The transcript has 3 exons. The coding region runs from base 1 to 1101 and encodes 366 amino acids. The record is from RefSeq and is a predicted model, not a curated record.